GAUGGGAUUGGGGGGGAGACCCCGGGGUGGGGGGAUGUGAUGUGGGAGAACAUGGUGCACCCUAGGACAUGAGAGCGAGUGGGGUGGGGAAGACCAGCGUGUGCACCUUGUGAGGAGCCCUCGAUUCCAAGGCAGAAGGACUCUGCCCAUCAGCUGGCCCGACACCCUGUCUGGCACUGCCAGAGAAUGACCCCCUGCCGAUCCCGGGAGCAGAGCUCUUACAAAAACAUCCAGUCUGGUCUUGCCUGGGACUUGGGCUGGACCCACAGUCAUGGAGGAUGACCCGGCUUCCCCUGCCAGCCAGGCCCCAUCCCCGCAGAGCUGCAUCCAGAUGGGCGAGGCGGACGGGCCAGAUGAGGAACAGGAGGCCUGGGAGCAGAGCGGGAGCAGGCAGGAUCCAGUGACAGUGGGGAGCUCCCCGGGGCGAACCAGAAGUUCUCCUUCUCCACCCAGCCGGUGCCAAGAGGGGCAGGGCAUUGCCACGGAUGGGACAGGCCACAACCCGAAUGGGGGAGCACAGGACCUAGUGUCCCCUCUCCGCCUGGAGCCCCCUCAGUCCCCGGCGCCGAGGGAGCCGCAGCCCCACAGGCCAUUCCGGCGGAAGCACCGGCUGUACAUGAAGCUGGCCUCUGGCCCAGGUGCUGUCCCCCCAGGGCAGGCCAGGGGGCAGCCAGCCACUGCUGAGGUGCCAGGGCCCUCCCAGGGCAAAAGGCUGCGGCUGCUACGGGGCCAGGCCAGCAACUUCCGGAGGAAGAAAAGCCCCUUGGAGAACGGCCAGGAGGGGGGGCCAGGUAAUGUGGGGCUCUCCCUCCCACAGCCCCGGCGCAGUGGGGAGGAGGGGCAGGACCCAGUCGCGAAGCGGGAGGGAGGGGAGAAGGGGCAGUGCCUGGCCCCGAAGCUGGAAGAGCAGGGCCUGGCACUGGAGUGGGAGGAGGAGGAGGAGAAGAGGUUCGGCUCCCCCAGGCUGUCCGGGCCCGGCGCCACCCACCCCAAGCCGGAUAUCGUGCAGCUGAUCGACGAGCACGGGAUCUACUCCACCGCCAAGCUGGUGCUGGGCAGCGCGGCGGGUGAGCUGGAGGAGGCGGCGGUGCUGCCACCGCACCUGAGGCGGGCAGGGCCCCAGCUGGAGAUCCGGGAGGUGAUUGUGGACGACAAGCCCUUCGCCUGCGGCGUGUGCGAGAAGACCUUCAAGCGGGCCUGGGAGCUGUUCAGCCACGAGGUGGUGCACAACGAGGAGCGGCCCUUCCACUGCGACCUCUGCGAGGCCUCCUUCAAGCGCCACUCGGACUUCAAGAGCCACCGGCUGGGGGCGAGGAGCGGCCCUUCCACUGCGAGAUGUGCGGCAAGAAGUUCAAGCGCUCGUCCAACCUCCAGGAGCACCGGCGCAUCCACACCGGCGAGCGCCCCUACCAGUGCGCCUGCUGCGACAAGAGCUUCAAGACGCCCUACGAGCUGCAGCGCCACAUGCUCACCCACUGCACCGAGAAGCCCUUCAAGUGUGGGGACUGCGGCAAGGACUUCCCCACCUCCAACUCGCUGCUCCUGCACCAGCGCCAGCACUGCGACGACAAGCCGCACGUCUGCGGCAUCUGCGGCAAGAAGUUCACCUACGGCCACAGCCUCAAGGUGCACGAGCGGGUGCACACUGGCGACCGGCCCUUCGUCUGCCCCAUCUGCGGCAAGGGCUUCAAGCAGUCCAACGCCCUCUCCUCACACGAGCGGGUGCACACCGGCGAGCGCCCCUUCAUCUGCAAGACCUGCGGCAAGGCCUUCAAGCAGUCGUCCUACCUGGUGAUCCACGAGCGCUCGCACACGGGCGAGCGGCCCUACAAAUGCGAGGUGUGCCAGAAGGCCUUCGCCCGGCCCUCCCUGCUGCUGCAGCACCACCGGGUGCACAGCGAGGAGCGCCCCUACAAGUGCAGCUUUUGCGACAAGUUCUUCAAGGACCUGGCCUACCUGACGGUGCACGAGAAGGUGCACACGGGCGAGACCCCCUACAAGUGCAGCGUCUGUGACAAGGGCUUCGCCCACCCCUCCAACCUGCUGCAGCACCAGCGCGUGCACCGCGACGGCUGACCCAGCGCCUGCUCCAGCACACUCCGCUAGGGAGUGCGGCCCAGGCCACGUGCGGCUCCCAGGCGGCGCCAUCCUGCCUAGUCCCUCGUGGCGGAGAGCUGCUUGUGGACACGUUUUCAGUCCAAUGGAGACUACAUAUCCCAGAGUGCACUGCAUGGCCCCUUGUGCAUCAGGGUGAAGCAGUGCAUGCUGGGAGGAGUCAUCCAGCCAGGCCACACCCUCUCACAACCAGAGGUGAUGAAAGCAUGGGGCGUGGGCCGUAGGCUGCAGAGAGCUGGGCUGCUGCGGCCCGAGAAGUCACUUGGCCCCGUGGUCUUUCUGGGCACUCCCUGGAACUUGGAGGGGGAAGAGGGAGUGGAUGGCUCCUAGUGUUAUGCCCUCUGGGAGGGGUUUGCUCUGUGCCUGUCACCGGCGGGGCGGGCGGGGGAGGGCAAGACAGCCGGGAAAGGCCCCCUGAGCCUUACUCAGCAGAGCAGCCCUAGAAUCGCCUGUGCGAUGGGCCCCUGCUCCCUCCCGGCAGGAACCUGCAGUUGGUGAACACUAAACAUGGGGUCAGUGUGUCCCCUUGGCCAGGGAGGGUUUGGGAGCCCGUCUCUGCCAUUGCCCCAUGGCAGCUUCCUAAUGGGGUCAACACAUUGCUGGGCACAGCCAGGGCAGGCCCCUUGGGGAUGCUCUGUCAGCAUUCCAGAUUUCCUGUCCAUGUGUAACACAGUCCCUGCCAAAACCAGAGCGCUCUGAGUGGGGGAAACAGGCAGGGUCCUUCUCAGCCAGCCAAUGGGCUCGCAUUGAGCGGAGCUUGCACUCGCCGCCCACCUCUGUCUUGUUUCCCCCAAGCCUCUGCCCACCCACAUUUGGGGCUGGGUUGCUUUCUGGUGGGAGCAGAACCCACAGGGCAAGUGCCGAGCUACAGCUUCUCCUGUUGUUGGGCCCCCACAGCCCUGGGUGCAGGGAUGUCUGACCGGGCUGCAGGGACAGAAGUGGAGGUCACGGGACUAUCUCAAACCUUCUCCCCUCUUGGUGUUGCGGAAAGAAAACAACUUUUGCUAGAUCCAGAUCAGGCUCCCUGGACUUGCGCUCAGUGUGCGCUUGCCAGACACACCAUGAAUUACAGUCCAGGCCCACUCCUCUGCUAGCUGGAGUGAGGCCCACCCCAUGUGCUGUCUGCUCAGCUGGGCUGGAGGGCUCCCUGGAGGACCAGAGAGCUGGAGAGGGGGUGGACUCUAGGUUCUAGGGCUGUGUCUAGACUACACCUCUCUGUCGACAGAGAGAUGUAGAUUAGGCACGUCAAAAUUGCUAAUGAUACAGGGAUUUAAAUAUCCCGCAUUUCAUUAGCAUAAUCAUGGCUUCCG
Pelodiscus sinensis (Chinese soft-shelled turtle) is the source of this 3425-nucleotide messenger RNA. RefSeq lists its product as uncharacterized. The record is from RefSeq and is a predicted model, not a curated record. Gene Ontology annotation, molecular function: DNA-binding transcription factor activity; RNA polymerase II cis-regulatory region sequence-specific DNA binding. Gene Ontology annotation, biological process: regulation of transcription by RNA polymerase II. NCBI's taxonomy places the organism in Eukaryota, Metazoa, Chordata, Testudines, Trionychidae.